This is a messenger RNA of Staurois parvus, 885 nucleotides long. The record is from the annotation of a GenBank genome assembly. Lineage: Eukaryota; Metazoa; Chordata; Amphibia; Anura; Ranidae.
AUGACCACUCCAGCCACCAUUGCAGGGAAGACUUUCCUUAUAUUCUAUGGCUUAAUUGGAUGUGCGGCCACCAUCUUGUUCUUCAACCUUUUCUUGGAACGUUUGAUCACAGUCAUCGCCUUUAUCAUGAAGUCGUUUUACGAGAGGCAGCUGAGGAGGAAGGAAGGCAUGCCUCCCGAAACGCGUCGGGGCUCUGGUAACUCGGAGGUGGACAGUCUAGCUGGAUGGAAACCAUCCGUAUAUUACGUAAUGCUCAUUUUGUGCGUGGCGUCCAUUAUCAUAUCUUGCUGUGCCUCUGCCAUGUUCUCACCCAUCGAAGGAUGGGGCUACUUCGACUCUCUUUAUUUUUGCUUUGUUGCCUUCAGCACUAUCGGAUUCGGUGACAUGGUCAGUAGUCAAAAAGCCAAAUAUGAAAAUCAAGGACUUUAUCGUUGUGGCAAUUUCAUCUUCAUUUUUAUGGGGGUUUGCUGUAUAUAUUCCUUAUUUAACGUUAUUUCGAUAGUCAUCAAACAGUGUGUCAAUUGGAUAUUAAAGAAACUAGAAUGCCGAUGUUGCCAAAGAUGCCAAAGAAAAAUAUUUAGGCCUAAAAGAAACGCGGUCAUGCCGCAAAAUGUUCGAACUAGACGGAACAUCUCUAUUGAAACGGAUGGAGUUUAUGAGAGUGAGACGGACGGCAGGAGGAUGUCGGGUGAGAUGAUCUCCAUGAAAGACUUCUUGGCCUCCAACAAAGUCUCAUUGGCCAUCAUGCAGAAGCAACUCUCAGAGACAGCCAACGGUUGCCCAAGGCAAAUCGGCACAAGUUCCCGGCACAAUGGCUUCUCAGGUGGUGUGGGGGCAUUAGCAAUUAUGAAUAAUAGACUGGCAGAGACCAGUGUGGACAGGUGA